AUGUCGAAAAACAAAAAUCAAAAAGAUAAAUAACCUCUAACCAAAAAAAAGUUUUCAUAUGAAUUACUGGAAAAUAGCUCUUUAAGUUAAAGUGACACUUGCUUUGCUAUAUCUACAAGUUUUAAUAGAGAAAAAGUUGCUGUAGGAUGCUAUGAAAAAAUAAAAAUGUUUUAGUUUAAAUAAGGAGGACUAAAGUUGAUAAAUACUUUAACUAGUCAUAAAUCUCAUGUAAAUGCUUUUUAAUUUAUGAAAAAAACAAAUACAUUAUUUUCAGGAGGAGAUGAUAAUAUUAUGAUUAUUUGGUCCACAAUCCAAAUCAAUAAUGGAAAAUUUAUAAAAAAAAUAUUUGAUCAUAAAAGAGAGAUAUCUUGUUUAAUAGCCAAUAAGGAACAAGAUUUUAUAGUUUCUGGGAGUUAUGAUUCAAAUAUUAAAUUUUGGAGGUAAAAAAAUUUUUGGGAAUGUUGCUAAACUAUAAAAGAACAUAGAAAUGAAAUUAAUAGUUUAAGCUUAAAUCAAGAAGGUAACAAAUUGAUUUCGUGCGGCCAAGACAGAUUUAUUUUGAUUAUGGAAACUUCAUAAAAGGAUAAUUAAAUUUAAUGGGUUUUAAGAUAAAAAUUAUAUGAAAAUCAUUAAGGUUACCGUUUAUGUUUUAUAGAUGAUUCAACUUUUGUUUUCCAACCCCGUGUUGGAAAAACAAUGGAUAUUUAUUAGAUGAAUGAUCAAUAGAAUUUCAAAAAAACAAAAAGUAUUGCUGUUAAAGGUUAUGACUAAUAUUGCAAUCCUUUCUUUCCUUUAUAAUACAUUACAUCUAAGAAUCUAAUUAUAAAUAAAAAUGGAUAUUAUGUUAAUAUAAUUAAGGUGUUAGAGAACAAAAAAUUUGUAAAUUGUUAUUCCAUCAACUUCUAUUUUGAAUCAGAUGGACAUAUAUAUGGUAAUUUGACUUAGGACGGUGAGUAUCUAAUAAUAUGGGAUUCACGAUCUUCUGAAAUCUAAGUAAGAAAAUAUAAGGAAUAUUGA
Paramecium sonneborni is the source of this 1017-nucleotide messenger RNA. The record is from the annotation of a GenBank genome assembly. Lineage: Eukaryota; Ciliophora; Oligohymenophorea; Peniculida; Parameciidae.